Dermacentor silvarum is the source of this 3768-nucleotide messenger RNA. RefSeq lists its product as uncharacterized. Bases 132 to 1538 code for a protein of 468 amino acids. The transcript has 3 exons. The record is from RefSeq and is a predicted model, not a curated record. NCBI's taxonomy places the organism in Eukaryota, Metazoa, Arthropoda, Arachnida, Ixodida, Ixodidae.
CUCAUUCCGACAGGUGGCUUCAGCUGCUUUCUUUCUGGGCCGGCUGACAACAGUCAACAAGCUCGUGCGACCGUAGACUCUAGGCGCGUGGACAGCGGAGCUCGCUACCCGCAACACGCCGGGCGGAAGCCAUGAGCGGGGGCCCGCUGUUGCUCCUUGCAAGGGGCCGGACGGAAGCGCAGUCGGAAAUGUACGGGCGCCAGGAAGCGGCCAUGCCGGACUGGAAGCGGGAGCUGCUCCGCAAGAAGCGCACCAUGCACAAGGCAUUCCCCAGCUGGGCGGCGCUGGCGGCCGGCUCUGGUGGCGACCGGACCGUACAGAAGGCUGUUCACCUUGGCGACGCGGCGCGCGUUCCGGCCGGACUGGUUUGCCCGCAGUCGCCCCGCGGAGGUGGCCCCCCUAGCAUGGGCGAAGACAAAGGCGGCCAGGCCGAACUGGAAAGUUCGGAGGACCACGAGUGGCAGUACGGCCCUGGCUUCGUGGAUCGGCUGCGAUGCAAGUUUCUCAGCCUAAGCUUACGCGAGCCCAGUGGCCUGCAGCAGCCACUGCGAGCGUACGCCAGCGUGGAAAACCUGUUGGAACCGAAAUGCAGCGUCCGGCCUGCGUCGGCACCCAAGCCUGCGUUUCAGCGGGCCCGUAGCAUGGAAACCCUGUUGGAUCCACUCAUCAAUGAGGACGUUGUCAUCGUCGAGCGGAGUUCGACUGCACCCAGUGAGUUACCCCGAGCGGAUAUUGUCCGCACCUGCAAACGCAUUUUUGAGGCCUCGGCUGACAACCGGCGGCCGCUGCGCCGGCGGCCACCAGUGUUGCGUGCACGCGCCCCCCUGCGUGCGGACAAGGAGAAUAAUCAGCCUUUGGCCAGGCCGCGGCCUGCCAGGCCCGUAGCCAACAUCAAACCUUUGCGAAAACAGGAUGAGCCGCCCCCAGCAAAGGAAGAGGAGCUGCCGCUGAAAGCCCCAGUUCGUCCAGAACGUCGAGACACUGCGCCGGGGCCCCUGUGGCCGCAGCUUCGGCAGGCUUCACCGACGGCCACCAGUGUGGUGUUUGACUUCCGGGGCAAGGACGUAAAGCCGCACGUGGCCGUGACCCGGGCACCCUGCGGCAGUCCGUUGGACUCUGACGAGCUGGACUCGUCCGAUGAGCCACUUCCAUUCCCGUCGGGCAUCGUGUUCGUCGGCGAGAACGUAGUGGUCGGCGGCGGCGCCCUGCUCACCACCAGGAACAAAAAGCUGAAGAUACAGUUCAAUGAUAGUGCCUUGGUGACCAUUGAAUAUGCUUCUGAAGAAUGCCACAGUCCCCGAGGGAAUGGUCAUGACGUGGAUGCACCCGCUGUUAAUGGCAGGAACUGUGGAGGCUCCCUGGGAAGCUACACGCCAAGUGCAUUGAGCAGUGGUGAGGGUUUCCAGCUGGGUCUGUGCCGACCGAGCCGGCCUCUGCCUGCUCCUGAGCCCCCUGCAACCCCAGAACCUGAGGAGACUCCAGCUGCCCCUGCCACAGCCUGGUCUUUGUCUGCCACCAGUUCGGACUUGCUCUUUUGAGGCUUUGGCCCCCUAGUCAGUGCGGCUUCUGUUUGCGUGUCCUUCCUGACUUGCGGGUUGCCUCUGCUGACUCACUAACAGCAGGGGCCUCUCGAUCUGUUGAGAAUCUCGCAUUGUGUGCCGCAGCAUCUGUGUAGCCACCUUGCUGCAAUGAUCACGGUGUUUACUUUAUCGCUGUUUUUUUACUUGACUGUGCCUACAGUUUGCAGGGCGUCUUCCCAUUGGCUAUACUCAAGAAUCUUAAUAGACCACCAGCCGUGGUUUGCUAUUUUCUGCCUUCCAUAUAUUUUGUUUUCCUUAGUAAAUUUCUUGCAUUUCACCAUUUUGAGUUUUGUAGACAUUUUUGUAGUCAAGAAAAGUUUACACACAUAGUGUUGUUUAUGAACUUGUCGGACUCCAGUGAUCAAUGGCUGUCGCAAAUUGUUGCUUGUAAUAUGGUGGUAUUGCAGUGCAAAUGUUAACUUUUUGUGGGAGUGACACACUGCAAAGUCCAUGUGCAUGUUUCCUGUCCUGUAAAGCCAGUUUAAUUUUAUGGUCAGUUUGAUUUAACUGACUAUGCAAUUGAGCUGGCAUCAUGUUUUCUUGUUUUUUUUUUUUUAAUGGUGAGUAGCUCAAUGUUACUAUUAUAAUGUGCAAUGUUCCAAUGCUGCCAAAACUUAGCACAGUAAAGUUCCUGUGUUCAAGUGAGAUGUUUGAUUCUGUGCAGAAGAGGAAAACUUGGUGGGUGUUGGUUUUUACACAACUGGUUCUUUGAUAAUGUUGCAAUAGAUCUGAAAAACCCUGCAAUUGUGUGAAAGUGUUUGGCGGAUAAUGUGUACAGCAUGUGCCGUCAACUCUCAGGUGUUUGUCUGCUGUGGUGUAAAGGGCAUGAGUACCAUUUACACUUGUGCUCUGGCCUUGUCUGCUAUUUCCUAUGUUGACGGUACUAGCUAUUUAUUUAGAGGCAGUUUUGUCAGCAAAAGCUGUGAAGCUAAUGCUAAAACUUCGUUUCAUUCCAUGUCACUGAUUCCUAGGUUGCUUUGUGUCUACUUCACACUGCUAUCAGGCUGCCAAGGGGAUGCUAGUAUGCAAUAAUGCAUGAAACAAGUUUACUGCAUAAUUACAUUAAAUUUAAUAGGGUAUAACAUUACUGAGUAGCAUGUGCUGCACUUCGUAGUAAAUUACUUUCUCCAGCCAUAAUAAGCAAUCCUUCGGUGUUCAAUUGAUGGACAUGCCUGCUUUGGUGUAGUAUAGCAAGUGAUCAGAAAUGGCGAGCUGUUUGCAUUGUAGAUUGCUAUUAAAGCUUUAGGUUGCUUUAAGGUAAUGUAGCAAGAUGUUGCCAUGGGUAUUGAAUUUUAACUGGUGAAUCUCAUCUUUUACUAAUUGUUUGUAGUUAGUGGAUCGGAGCCCUGUGCAUUAAAAAAAAAAAAAAAAAAAAAAAAAAAAAAAAACAUGAUGGCAGGCAUUUUACCAGAUGUUAUCUAAAGCAGCAUCUGCUGCAACUACUAAUCUCAAACUAGGUCUGUGUCUUUCUCAUGCUCAAGGCAUGCAGUGUUUUGUGAUACAUUGCCAGCUGAUGUCAUUAUGCAGGUCUUUUGCUUAUGUUACACCAGGACAGACCAGAAAAAAGUUUUUCAUUGCUGUCUCUGAGUUUACGUGUGAAACAACAGCAUUUUGUUACGCAAAUACAUUUCAGUAACCUAGUGGCUGCAGCGUGCUGGUUCACUUCUUUUUAAUCUAGUUUGAUGGUGACAAUCCUUCAGGCACCUUGCUUGAAAAGUAGCAGGUAAGAAAGUGCAUUUAGUGCUUUGUGGCAUUACCUAUAAAUCAUUUGCUUGCAUUUCUCUGUUCAGCAGUUUGUACAACACAGGAGACAGUUUGACUGCUAAGUUCAGCACUUGUUUCCAGCCACAGCAACCUUGGUAUACGUACUAGAUAUUUUUGACUGGGUGAACCAGGCUAAUAUUCAGAGUUGAGUAAUAUUGAGUAUAAGGAGUGUGCACAGCCAUGUUGUGGUGUGUGGCCUUCAGUUAUCCACGGUUCCAUGCUACAUUGACUGCCAAAGACUGCUUUAAGUAUUUUAAAUACCCACUUCAUACUAACUCUUUCUGCAGAGGGGCAAUUGUGAAUGUUUGUUGCUGUGGAGACUUUGCUCUGCAAUACAACUGCUACCUUUUUAUGGUAAAUUUUUGGCACAAAUGUUUUCAGGAUGAAUAAAUGGCAUUUUGAUGUCACUGCAGUGUUACCUUGA